Messenger RNA from Brassica napus (rape), 1584 nucleotides. RefSeq names its product proline transporter 1. Gene Ontology annotation, cellular component: plasma membrane. Bases 161 to 1489 code for a protein of 442 amino acids. The transcript is spliced from 7 exons. NCBI's taxonomy places the organism in Eukaryota, Viridiplantae, Streptophyta, Magnoliopsida, Brassicales, Brassicaceae. The record is from RefSeq and is a predicted model, not a curated record.
AAAAGUUAGAUGUUUGAUGGGAAAAAAAAAUAGUAUGGCCACUACUUAAAUAAAAAGGAAAAUAAGCUGGCACCUUUUUCAUGUGGUUGAGGAACGUCUUAUCAAAACAUUAUAAAAGGGAAAAAACUCUUAGCUCCAGAGACUACAAGUGCCAGAAAUCAUGAGUGCCACAGGAGCUAAGAAUCGCACAAGCAAUGUAAAUGGCGCAGAACACUUUGAUAUCGAAGUCCCUGACACUGCUCAUCAGAUUAGCAGCGAUUCAUGGUUUCAAGUGGCGUUCGUUCUUACAACCGGUAUAAACAACGCGUAUGUGUUGGGAUAUUCAGGAACAGUAAUGGUUCCAUUAGGUUGGGUUGGUGGUGUAAUUGGUCUUAUUCUUGCUUCUGCAAUCUCUCUCUAUGCAAAUAUUCUUGUAGCCAAGCUUCAUGAGUUUGGUGGCAAAAGACACAUUCGCUAUAGAGAUCUUGCUGGAUUCAUUUACGGUAGAAAGGCUUAUUGUGUUACAUGGGGAUUGCAAUAUGUCAAUCUUUUUAUGAUUAAUUGUGGAUUUAUCAUCCUAGCUGGUUCUGCUUUAAAGGCUGUUUAUGUGCUUUUUAGGGAUGAUCAUACCAUGAAACUACCUUACUUUAUAGCUAUCGCCGGUUUUGUAUGUGCGGUUUUUGCCAUUGGUGUUCCUCACUUAUCGGCUCUAGGGAUCUGGCUUGGAGUUUCGACAAUACUCAGUCUCAUCUACAUCAUUGUGGCAAUGGUCCUAUCAGUUAAAGAUGGAGUGAAAACACCACAUUCAAGAGAUUACGAGAUACAAGGAUCAUCGAUAAGUAAACUAUUUACCAUCACAGCUGCUGCCGCAAAUCUUUUUUUUGUUUUCAACACAGGGAUGCUUCCAGAAAUUCAGGCGACAGUGAAGCAACCGGUUGUGAAAAAUAUGGUGAAGGCUCUAUACUUUCAGUUCACGUUAGGUCUUUUACCAAUGUACGCGGUUAUGUUCAUUGGAUAUUGGGCUUACGGAUCUUCAACCUCCACCUAUCUGCUAAACAACGUUAAUGGCCCAGUCUGGGUCAAAGCCCUUGCUAACAUCUCAGCUUUCCUUCAGACCGUUAUCUGUUUGCACAUUUUUGCGAGUCCAUCAUAUGAGUAUAUGGACACAAAGUUUGGGAUCAAAGGAGGCACAUUUGUGUUAAAGAACUUGUUGUUUAGGAUCAUGGCUCGAGGCGGGUACCUAGCGGUUAGCACACUUCUCUCGGCGCUCUUGCCCUUCUUAGGGGACUUCAUGAGCCUCACUGGUGCACUGAGCACAAUCCCUCUUACAUUCAUUCUAGCCAACCACAUGUACUAUAAGGCUAAGAACGAUAAGCUCAAUACUAUGCAGAAGCUGUGGCACUGGCUUAACGUUGUCUUCUUCAGUUUGAUGUCCGUUGCUGCCACUAUUGCAGCUCUUAGACUCAUCGUUGUUGACUCCAAGAAUUUUCACGUUUUUGCAGAUUUGUAAUUUAUUCUUUAUAUUCUUCUCCUGCUAUAUCUUGUAUUCCUUUAAAAUCCUAUUAUAGGGUAAAUAAAAGGGUAAAACCCUAAAUAGCUCAAAAA